GUGGGGACCAUCGUCGCCUUUGACCCCCAGACCGGCCGCUACCACGUGCAGUUCGCAGACGGCGCCGUGAGGGCAAUUCGCCCGCCGCAUGUGGUGGCCCGAAGCUUUGCAUCCCAGGACGAGGAGUACGGAAAGUGGACCGCUCCAGCGCCGGAGCCGGGUUAUGUCGACGAGCCCGAGCCUCCUGAAGAG
Molecule: messenger RNA, 192 nt
Organism: Symbiodinium sp. CCMP2592
Lineage: Eukaryota; Dinophyceae; Suessiales; Symbiodiniaceae
Source: the annotation of a GenBank genome assembly